Messenger RNA from Paramecium sonneborni, 410 nucleotides. The record is from the annotation of a GenBank genome assembly. NCBI's taxonomy places the organism in Eukaryota, Ciliophora, Oligohymenophorea, Peniculida, Parameciidae.
AUGAAUUUCCUUUUAUUCAUUUCGUAAUAUUCCUUAGUCAUUUGUUGUAAAAAAUUAUUUUCAGACUAUUAGAAUGCGUUUAGAAUCGAAAAUUAUUUUAUAAUUAAUUUAUGAGUGAAGAUCAAUCUGAGACAAAUAGAAUGUCUGUUAAACAAUUACCAGGUAAAUCUUAUUCAAUGAUUAAAACUACAACACCUUAUUAAUAAUAACCUUCUUCUUAGAGAAAAAGUGAGAUCUUUGCAAGAAGUUCAUUAUAAGGAGAAGAACCCAAUAACUAAUAAUUAGCGAGUGAGGUUCAAUAAGAAAUUAAAUAAGAAUAAACAGCAUAACAAUUUGGCAACCUAAUCAUGAUUUCAAUAACCAUUUUAAAAUUUACAAUCAAAAAAUUUAAUUCUUUACUAAGAUGAAGG